Molecule: messenger RNA, 255 nt
Organism: Knipowitschia caucasica
Lineage: Eukaryota; Metazoa; Chordata; Actinopteri; Gobiiformes; Gobiidae
Source: the annotation of a GenBank genome assembly
AUGUUUGGUCUGACCCCUGGUGGUGACGAAGAAGAAAGCACGUCCCAUAGUGAAUAUGCUGACAAGUGGCGUCAGCUGAGCAGCGAUGACGUCAGAGGAGUCGAGCAGGCGGCGAUGGAGCAGGAUGAGCCGGGGGACGGUCGUGUGGUGGACGAGUGCCCAGCAGCCUCCUCUGAUGAAGCAGAUGAACCAGCCACCCUGAGACAGUAUCCUUCUCGAUUCAGAAAACCACCUAAGACCUUUACCUAUAACUAG